UCCGUGAGUCUUCUGUUACUGGCAUACGUCAGACGAAAUUAUCAAGUAUUUUAAUGUAAACGCAAAAAAAAUCCCUAAAAUCUAAUCAUCAUUCAAAAUGAAGUUCAUGGAUAAGCUACCGACCGUUAUAAGCUGUUGCUUCUGUUGUUUCUUAAGGGCUGGAACUGUGAUGAUAGCCGCAUUUUCUUUCAUCGUCGGUUUGACUUUCGCGCCAAACGUGAACCAAACGUCCGGGUUCUGGGACAUGGAGAAUGUGCUCUCGAACUUCAGCACAUCAUCGGAGACGACGGUCCAAAUGGUUCUGGGCAUGGCGUCCAUUUUGUUGUGCUCCGUCAGUGUUUUACUUCUAUUGGGAGCUUGCUGUAACUUACCGGUGCUGAUCGAGAUCUACCAGUGGGGGGCUAUCGUCUACAGCAGCACAGUUGUCUUGCUCUUUACUUUCCUUAGCACGUUCUGUUUCUUCAUCCACAAUAACUGUCUGAUGGCUGGAGGCGUUCUGCUCUGUCUUAUCUUCGUUAUAGUGCUUUUGACCGCGUAUUUCGUGCUUGUCGUGAAUAGUUUGAGGAUGUCUCUCAAGUACCUAUCUGGUGAUAUUUCAGUGAUAUAAAAUGUUUUGUUUUUUCAAUUAAAAUUGUGUGAAAUAUCGA
Messenger RNA from Bombyx mori (domestic silkworm), 647 nucleotides. RefSeq lists its product as uncharacterized. NCBI's taxonomy places the organism in Eukaryota, Metazoa, Arthropoda, Insecta, Lepidoptera, Bombycidae. The transcript has 4 exons. The coding region runs from base 98 to 607 and encodes 169 amino acids. The record is from RefSeq and is a predicted model, not a curated record.